Frankliniella occidentalis (western flower thrips) is the source of this 696-nucleotide messenger RNA. Its product is annotated as putative ATP synthase subunit f, mitochondrial. NCBI's taxonomy places the organism in Eukaryota, Metazoa, Arthropoda, Insecta, Thysanoptera, Thripidae. The record is from RefSeq and is a predicted model, not a curated record. Gene Ontology annotation, biological process: proton motive force-driven mitochondrial ATP synthesis. The transcript is spliced from 5 exons. The coding region runs from base 110 to 454 and encodes 114 amino acids. Gene Ontology annotation, molecular function: proton-transporting ATP synthase activity, rotational mechanism.
UUGCAAUUGAUCAUCGACCCAGAUAGUUGGUCUGCUGCUGUCGUCUGCAGUCUAACUGGGUGUUAGUUUUUAAGUUUUUCUUUUUUUUUCAAAGGAAACAUUUACUGCCAUGGUUUGGGAAACACCAAACUCGCGAAUUGGAGAUUAUCCUCCUGAGUACAACCAGAAGGUUCACGGACCGUAUGAUCCAGCUCGUUUCUAUGGCAAACCGGAUACUCCCCUUAGCCAAGUAAAGCUGGGUGAACUUCAAGAAUGGAUCCUUCGUCGCAACUUCCAUCCUCGAGCUGUGGUUCAGUGUGGUAGCCGAGCCAUCUGGCGGUGGAGGCAGAAGUAUAUGCUUCCCAUCAGAGGUAACGCUUGCUGGGUGUACCAGGCUAUGGCUGGCAUUUCCCUUUUCAUGUAUGUCCUGAACUACAAGCGCUACUGGGAUCACGCCAACUACAAGUACCACUAAACCAAAACUCUAUGCUGCUGGAAUCAUGCUAGCUACAAAUACCACCAAAGGACUUUCCAAAGCAAGAUAGUUGAUGUGUCAUCAAUUUUUAGAUUGUUUUCUAGCUCAGUGACAAAUUGCUUUAAUUUUUGCAUUUAUACAGUAUUAAUUUUUAGUUUUAUUAGUGCUAGAGCCAGAAACCUUUGUUAUUAGUUUUAUGCUUCUGCCUAAGUGAACAAGAAAUAAAAAAACAUAUGUCUUAA